AUGUCCUUCCUCUUCGGUGCCGGGCGACCCCAGCCCAGUUCCGCCGAAAAGAUUGCUGCAGUGGAAACGGAAAUGGAAAUGGUAUCGGACAUGUUUAGCAGAUUAACGCAAUCCUGUCUGAAGAAAUGUGUUCCUGCCGACUAUCGCGAAGCCGAUCUGAGCAAAGGCGAGAGCGUCUGCCUUGACCGCUGCGUCGCCAAAUUCUUCGAAGUCAACAUCAAAGUCUCAGAAAAGAUGCAGAAUGCUGCUGCUGGUGCCCAGGGUGGUGCUGCCGGCGGUGGCAUGUUCGGCAUGUAA
Molecule: messenger RNA, 297 nt
Organism: Exophiala aquamarina CBS 119918
Lineage: Eukaryota; Fungi; Ascomycota; Eurotiomycetes; Chaetothyriales; Herpotrichiellaceae
Product: mitochondrial import inner membrane translocase subunit tim10
Exons: 2
Coding region: 1-297 (98 amino acids)
Biological process (GO): protein insertion into mitochondrial inner membrane
Cellular component (GO): mitochondrial inner membrane
Source: RefSeq, a predicted model, not a curated record